This is a messenger RNA of Lasiodiplodia theobromae, 606 nucleotides long. RefSeq names its product Integral membrane protein. Lineage: Eukaryota; Fungi; Ascomycota; Dothideomycetes; Botryosphaeriales; Botryosphaeriaceae. The record is from RefSeq and is a predicted model, not a curated record. The transcript is spliced from 6 exons. Bases 1 to 606 code for a protein of 201 amino acids. Gene Ontology annotation, cellular component: endoplasmic reticulum.
AUGCUCAUCGCCUCCUUCUUUUCUCGCACGCUGCACCCGAACACGAGAACGCGUCAGCAUCCAUCCGAAUUCGGCCUCUCAAUGGACGCACCGGCGCCAAAGUCGAUAUUCGCGCGCAAGCGCGACCUGCUGUACCUCUCAUUCUUCGCCAUCCACAUUCCUAUAGUCUUCUGCGUUGACGUGCUUCCUGUGUACCCCGAAUGGAUGAAGCCUGAGCCGCUGCUGGCCCUGCGCCAGUGGUACAUCGAUACCUACCAGGACCGCUUCUUUAGCGCUCCUCCCCCGUGGUUCUCCAUGUACAUAUGGAUGGAGCUUCUGUACCACGCCCCACUCUCCGCUUGGGCCGUCGGUGCCUUGAUGCGAGAUGACCCCAAGGUGCCCAUCCACCUGCUCAUCUACGCCUGUCAGACCGGCAUUACCACCAUGACCUGUAUCGCCGAGUAUCUCAGCUGGGACUCAUUCACAAACGAACAGAAACUCAGCUUGAGCGGCCUCUAUGUGCCAUAUCUUGCUCUUUCUGUGUUCAUGGGCGUCGACAUGUUCCGACGCCUCGAAAAGCGAUCGGCCCCAGGCGCCACUACUACACCCACAAAGAAACAGCUGUAG